Molecule: messenger RNA, 1883 nt
Organism: Styela clava
Lineage: Eukaryota; Metazoa; Chordata; Ascidiacea; Stolidobranchia; Styelidae
Source: RefSeq, a predicted model, not a curated record
AGAAUAAAAUAUUUAGGCCGUUUGCUUGGCAUUGAUAAAAGAAAUAAAGAAGAUCAGGAUGAAGAUCAACAUUGACAAAGAAUUUAUGGGAUCCACAACCGGUAUAUUGCGGUUAGGAACAAUCGGAUUCGGUGGAGCAGUGUUCGGGACCCUUGCUGCUAACAACCUCCUCGUUCGACCUACCGCGCAUCUACUGAUGUGGAUCGCAGUAUUUGCCUGGUCCAUCAGUACAAUAAUAUUCAUAGCUGGACUUCUCUCUCGCCUGCUAUUCUCUGGCGGUGCAGAAUAUCGAGUUAGCUUCUUAUUCUCUAUUCUCUAUCUGAUUGGUGCAAUUAUGUACGGAAUUUGGGACAUCGACGUGAGGCCAUUCACAGGCAUGGGUGUCCUGGUUUUUGUGUAUGCUGCAAUCAACUUCAUACUCUAUUUGGUGCUUUUCGCCCUACAAUUUUGCUCGAGCGACGUCGGAAGAAAAUGGAAAGAGUCCGCAAAAACUAGAAAAGAAGCAAAGCCAAAGAAAGAAAAGAAACCAAAAAAAUCAACUGACGACAAAAAGGAAUUGAAAGAAGAAAUACAGGCCGAGGAAGGAACAGCUGUCAAUGCUGACGCUGUCGUGGAAAACGGGAAGGAUGAUGAGCCUGAAGCCCAACAAGCUCAACAAGAAGCCGUCGUCGAGCAGAAAGUAGAAUGAAUUGUUUGUAAAGAGGAAGACUAUUGAAAAAUAAUAUAUAUUUUUGAACAUUUCUUGAAUUUGAGUAAUAUGACUCAUAGAAAACGUUAAAUUCCAUUCCAAUGUGUUAAAAUGAAUCAUGCCUGGAAUAUGAUACUAAAAAGAGAGUAAUGUAAUAAACCCCUAGAUAUAUAUUUAGCUUAAUAAAAAUGUCAAAAAGGGAUACAGAAUACGUUUCACUUGGAACAGUUUAAUAUGCUUUAAAGGUGAGAAGAAACUACCAAAAUGUCAAUUUCUUAAAAUAUUUUUACUCGUUCUGAUUUACUCCAAAAUGCUAUUGGGAAGUUUGUGUGGUUUCGGAAUAAUUCUCCGAGUUAACUUUUGAUUAUAACCGUCCAUGACAAUCAAGUUGAUAUCAAAUUAGAUGUGUAUCUGUAGUUAAACGUUUCCCUAAAUUAAGCAUAAAAUUCACGAAAAGGUUGUUUUAUGUGAUUUACUCAUGCAGAUAUUUUUUUCAUUGAUUCGGAUAUCUUGCCCUAUCGUAUAUAUUGUGAUUUUUGCAGUUUUUUAUAUAAAACCAUAGAAUUUUAUUUUCCUGGUAUUCAUUCUCCUUUUUUUGCUUCUAAUUUCAGUUUAUAAACAGGUUUCUGUCUUUUUUAUGAUUAACUCAUUUAAAUGGUAAUACAACAGUUUGAACACAUAUUACAAGACAGUCAUAACGUUUUUGCAAAACGGGCAUGCCGGCAUGCAUAUCAAGUCAAGUCAAGUUUAUUUUUUCCAACCAGUAAAAAGAACGCUUUCUCCUCUGCAUGUAUUUCCUACCUAAAAGUCUAAGGUCAAGUCUGUCACUGACUUAUGGUGAAUUUCACGAUGUAUAAUAGACGGAAUAUGACUGAGGAUAUGGGCCUUGAUUUUCUAGGGUUGAAUCUAAUCUUGUUUUGAAAUUUACCUUGCGUAUGACAAACAACGAAUUUUUUUGUAACCAUCCGGUGUUGUUUUGAUGUUUAGGUAAUAUAGAACAAGUCUACAUGGUAAACUUCCGACUUAACGUUUGAUAAGAUCUAACAUUAUAGUCCAUGAUAAAAAAAAAUAGGUAUGGGCCAUUGCAAAUAUACGGCUCAAUAUCAGGAAAAAUGAGUCUCAUUCGCUAAUUUUUUUGUAUCGUUACGUGCUUUGAACGCCAUCUUCGAUUAUUUUAUUAAAUUUAUAAAAGUGU